CUCCAUGCGCUCGGAGCGGGCGGCGGGGCUGGGGCCGGGCUGGGGCGGCGGCCGCGACAAGCGGUCCAUGGACCCCCCGCUGCAGCAGGAGUCGCCGCGCCGCGACACGGACGCUCCGCCGAACCCGCCGCCGCCGCCUUCCCCGCCGUCCCCGCUGCCGCCGCCGCUUCACCCGGCGCCGGGAAAACAGCGGGAGGAGAAGAAAACGGCACUGAGCAAAGUGGUUAUUCGAAGGCUUCCUCCUUGUCUAACCAAGGAGCAACUGGAGGAACAGCUGCAUCCUCUACCUGCCCAUGAUUAUUUUGAGUUUUGCACUGCUGAUCCCAGAGAACACUUUUUGAGUAUAAAGCAUUGUAUUGCCAUAAUCUGUCACGUUAUGGAUAGUUCACAAGAUUUCAGCAAACUCUGUGCAUGUGUCUUCCAGUCAUUCCAGGUAACAGGAAAAGCUACAGGACAAGGUUUGGAAUAUCCUGCAGUGGUUGAAUUUGCUCCAUUCCAGAAGAUUUCAAAAAAGAAGCUGAAGAAGAAAGAUGCCAAAGCCGGAAGCAUUGAAGAUGAUCCAGAAUAUAGGAAAUUUUUAGAGAGUUAUUGUGCUGAUGAAGAGAAGAUCUGUGCCAAUCCUGAGAUUCUUUUGGGAGAGAUUGAGGCCAAAACAAGGGAACUUAUUGCUAGAAGAACAACACCCCUUUUGGAAUAUAUUAAAAAUAGAAAAUUAGAAAAGCAGAGAAUACGAGAAGAGAAAAGAGAAGAACGGAGGCGGAGAGAAUUGGAGAAGAAACGUUUGCGGGAGGAAGAGAAAAGGAAGCGCAGAGAAGAAGAAAGACGUAAAAGAAAAGAAGUGGAGAAGCAAAAGAAAAUUUCUGAAAAAGAAAUAAGGAUCAAGCUUCUCAAGAAGCCUGAAAAAGGAGAUGAACUGGCCAGUGAAAAGCACAAAGACAAAGGUGAAGAAGCUGACAUUGAGGAAAACAAAUGGGAUAAAUCACCUGGAUCUGGGAGUAUAAAAUCCAAAUCUUUGGAGAGUUCACUAAAAGAACUUAAGGAAAAGUCACAAAAUGAUAGUGACAAAGAGCAAAGAGAUUUGGAGAGAAGAUUUCGAGAAAAAGAACCUGAAAGACAAAGGUAUCGAUUGGAUGAUGGCAGAAAGCAUAGAACUCACUAUGAGUUUGACAAGUUUAUGAGAAGGAAUGAAGAAGAGCUGAAAUGGGGGAAAGGAUACAACCAAGACAGAGGAAAGAAAGGGAACUACAACUACAGCUUCACUGUGGAGGCAGUAGACAAACUGGGUAAAGAGGACAAGUGUGAUGACAUGGCAUCCAAAAAGGAGCGCAUAAGAAAUAAGAGUUGCAAGUGCACAGGCUAUUGUUCUUCUCAGCUGAUGUUAGUGAAGGAUCGUCCAGCAAUGCAGUUAUACCAACCAGGAGCUCGCAUCCGAACACAUAUGGGACCUACAAGUAAAACCUAUGACUGCAGUGGGAAAUCCUUUGAAGAUGCUCUUGAUAAAAAGUAUGAGGCAGAUAAUUCAGCUGGAGCUAGUUCUGGAAAGACUGAAGAAGCAGAAUAAAAGAAUCUGGGGGAAAAGGCUAGCGAAAAGGAAUUAAUUUAAGAUUCGGCAUCAUCACAAAAAAAUCCAUUGGGCUGUUUCAGAACUCCACAGGCAAUUACAUCAACAAAAUUGUAAUAGCUCUGCCUCUUACUUUCUGUAAAAUAAAGGGAAGAGUGACUGGAGAUAUAUAAAAUAUCUUACAGCAAAGGAAUAUUGUUGCUUUUUUACAAAAAGCAGCUCAAACACUCUUUGCCUAACUUAAAAGCAGUUCAAAUAUGCUAUUAGAUUUCCCUUGAAAUAGAAGACCCUCUAACAAUUUUAAGGGAAUAAGACUUUACAGAAACGAUGUCAUUUUCUUGAGUCUAAAGAAAUGAAAUGUAAAUUCGCAUCAGUUUGAAAUCUGAGGCACUUUACAUGUAUUUGGUGCAUGACAUGGGGGCCACAGGACCCGUUCCUGCAAAUGGCAGCGACAGGGGCUGCUGCAGGGAGUUGCAGUCCGACUCGGUGGGACCAGCCCUGGGAUGAAGCUCUGGAGCCAGUGGUAUUUGCAGGAUGAGGCCCACAGUUUGCACAGUUGUGAGGAAUGUCCAUUGGUAUCUGUACCUCAUUGUGUUUACGUUGGUUUUCAAUUAACCAUAGUGUCAGAUAAGUGUUAGUAAAGCUACAAGUACGUCGUUGGAGAGUUUGUCAUUUUCUGAGCUGCUUUUGCCUUUUAUGUUUUAAUAGAUUCCUUGUGCUUAAAACAGAAGACAGCUAAUGCAAACAUCAGCACAUUAACAAUAAAUCUGGUUUUAAUGAAUUAGCUGGUUUUUAUUGUUCUGACACUGACUUUUGGGAAAAAAACCGUGGUUGUACAGUGAUGACUUUUUAUAUGCUAAUGUUUCAUAUAAGUUGCAGUAACAAGAUUUGGAAAAUGUAAGAUACAUGAAUAUUCUGCAGUUUUAUUUGUUAAAAAAUUAAACACACAUGAAUGUCAAUUGCACACUACCAUUUUGUAAGAUCUAGGCCAAAUUCUGCCCUCUAAGCAGGCACGUACACGUAUGUGUGUGGGUGUGGGUGUGUGGGGGUGUGUGUAUGUAUCUUUUGUUGGUUUCAAUGAUAGCUGUGUGUUUAUGAAAGGGCAGGACAUGUUCAUUUAUCUUUCAUGGCUGAAAAUUUCUCAGUUGUCUAAAACUGAGACCUGCUUUGUCAUUGAAGCGAAAUAGUAAGAUAUUAAUUUAUUUUUACAUCCUCUCUAAACAUUUUAUUAAGCAUAACAUCUAAUUGUCCUAGACUGAACGAUUAUUUAUUGCAUUGUACAGAUAUUAAGCAUUAAAUAGAAUAAAAGAAAAAAAGAUUUUGACUAUGA
Messenger RNA from Corvus hawaiiensis (hawaiian crow), 2891 nucleotides. It is a transcript of the gene UPF3A, whose product is annotated as UPF3A regulator of nonsense mediated mRNA decay. Bases 5 to 1561 code for a protein of 518 amino acids. Gene Ontology annotation, molecular function: telomeric repeat DNA binding. NCBI's taxonomy places the organism in Eukaryota, Metazoa, Chordata, Aves, Passeriformes, Corvidae. Gene Ontology annotation, cellular component: nucleolus; cytoplasm. The transcript has 11 exons. The record is from RefSeq and is a predicted model, not a curated record. Gene Ontology annotation, biological process: positive regulation of translation; nuclear-transcribed mRNA catabolic process, nonsense-mediated decay.